GCACCUCAUUGUAAUUGGAACAUUGGUAUAGCUGAUGUUCUAAUGAUGCCAAUGGUGGUCGUCAACGGGGAUAUAUUAAUACUUGUCAUUUGGGUGAGGUGGUAACAGACCUCUUUCCUAAUGUCCAGUUGUUGCUAUCUCAAUUUGGCAAGUUACAAAAUACAUUUCACUGAUUCAAAAAAACAUCACUUAUGUUAACAUUUUUCAUCGGCGGCUCUGCAUGUAGUACACCCCAAACCUACUCUGAAAUCAAAUCAUGGUAUAUUAUGUGUAUGGUACCAUUGGAAUAUUUGGUUUCAUGUGUGCACGGUACCGCAUGGUACUGUUUUAGUACCAUACAUUACUGUAGCAAAAGUGGUACCUAAGGUACUGUUGGAGAUUGGCUGCAUGAAUCUUGUUUGAAAUCUAGUUGAAACUUUUUUUUGAUGGUUUGACAUCUCAUCAUAUUAGCCUAUAUAGUUUAUGAUAAUGUUUAACUAAGUGAUAUUUGAUAUAUGUCAAAUAUAUGGAUUUCUCUUGUUCAAAUGGCUGAUUAUUCAUUUACCAACCAACAAAGCAGAAUGGCAAGUUCCAAGUUAAGUCAUGGUAACUCUGGAUGUCUCAAAGAUUCUAUGGUUAAUCAUGGCAUUCAAAUUGAAAACAUGGAUAUUAUAAGAAGUACAGGGAAUAGUUUGAAAGAUAAAGAAAGCUCAGGAGGUAGUUCGAAAGAUCAAGAAAACUCAGGAGUUAGUUUGAAAGAUAAAGAAAACUCAGGAAAUAGUUAUAAAAAAGGUUCAAUAAAUGGUUUGGAAAGUUCAGGGGUUAUAGCUAACGAUCCUUCAGGUUCUGCUAAAAAAAGUUGCUCAAAAAUUGGCAAAGAAACUAUGAAGAUAAGUGCAUCAAGAGAAAAUGGUUCUCUACCCCCAUGUAUUCCUAUGGUUGCCUUGCCAAUUGAUACUAACUAUGAAGGAGUCCACGAUAGUUUUGAUGACAUGAACAUCAGGGAGGAACUGCUCCGAGGCAUCUACGCAUAUGGGUUUGAGAAACCAUCCGCUAUACAGCAGAGAGCGAUAGUGCCGUGCAAUAAAGGUAGUGAUGUGAUCGCUCAAGCCCAGUCAGGAACUGGAAAGACGGCCACCUUUGCAGUGACAAUCCUCCAACAGUUAGAAAUGGACCUUGCACAGUGCCAAGCACUUGUCUUAGCUCCCACCAGGGAACUGGCCCAGCAGAUCCAGAAAGUCAUCAUUGCCCUUGGCGACUAUAUGGAUGCCAACUGCCACGCAUGCAUUGGCGGGACCAAUGUGAGGGAAGACAUGCUUAAAUUGCAGCAGGGGGUGCAGGUGGUUGUUGGAACACCCGGUCGUGUGUUUGACAUGAUUCAAAGGGGAUCUCUUAGCACCAAGAAUAUUCGUAUGUUUGUGCUCGACGAGGCUGAUGAGAUGUUGUCCCGAGGAUUCAAAGAUCAGAUCUAUGAUGUGUUCAAGUAUUUGAACCAAGACAUUCAAGUUAUCUUGUUAUCGGCUACUAUGCCAGUUGACGUUUUAGAGGUCACUAAACGCUUCAUGCGUGAACCAAUCAGGAUUCUAGUAAAGAAAGAGGAGCUCACCCUAGAGGGUAUAAGGCAGUUUUAUAUUGCAGUAGAAAGAGAGGAAUGGAAACUGGACACCCUUUGUGAUCUUUAUGAGACUCUCACCAUUACUCAGGCCGUCAUCUUCUGCAACACAAGGCGAAAGGUGGAUUGGCUCACUGAGAAAAUGCACUCUAGAGACUUCACCGUAUCUGCCAUGCAUGGAGACAUGGACCAGAAGGAGCGUGACGUCAUCAUGAGGGAGUUCAGAUCUGGAUCCAGCCGUGUACUUAUCACCACUGAUUUGCUGGCACGUGGUAUUGACGUACAACAAGUAUCACUUGUUAUCAAUUAUGAUCUCCCAACGAACAGGGAGAACUACAUCCAUAGGAUUGGACGUGGUGGAAGGUUUGGACGUAAAGGAGUUGCCAUCAACUUCGUCACAGGAGACGACAGCCGUACUCUACGGGAUAUAGAGCAGUUCUACAACACACAGAUAGAGGAAAUGCCCAUGAAUGUGGCCGACCUGAUUUAACGUGCGACGAGAUUUACGAUAUUUUCCAUACCAAUCACUACAGCGACACAGCGACUCUACAGAUUGGUAUACGAAUGCUAUGAUAUAAACUGCGAAUACAAAUAACAAAGAAUAUUGCGAUUAAGACUAUUCUCAGCACUUAGUGCUCAUCGAGAGUGACUCUCCUUUGAGGGGAAACAAAGACUACAAACUUUGACCCAAGGGUCUGAAUAUAUAUAUAGUGUACAGAGGGGGCUGGGAGUGUGUAUUUAACUUAUUGUGUAUUUUCUAACCUUAGAGUGGGAAAAUGUAAGGUUUUGUAGUAACGUCCAUAUUCAUAAACACAUUUUCCCCUUUUUUCUUUCUUUUCCUCUUUUAUAUUGUCUAAUGUGAGAAAUUCUGAAGUAACAAGUGGGUAACCACAGGCGGUGACGCCAGCAGGCGUUGACGCCCUUAUAUAGGCGUAUU
This is a messenger RNA of Owenia fusiformis, 2528 nucleotides long. The record is from the annotation of a GenBank genome assembly. NCBI's taxonomy places the organism in Eukaryota, Metazoa, Annelida, Polychaeta, Sabellida, Oweniidae.